CUUUCAAAUGCAGUUCAAAAUAUAAAUCAAAUCAUGUCUGCCCCACUUCACUUCCCCAACCCAAAUGUUGUGGUCAAAUUUCAACUGAAUAAUGCAUUGAUAGGGGGAUUAAAAAGAUUAUAGUAUAAACAGAUCGUUUAAUUAAAGAGCUCAAUGCAUAUUUCUAAUGCUUUAAUUGUACUUAAUUGAUAGCCAACAGACACAAUAUUAUAACUGUUAAAUUUUCUUUUCAUGGCUGAGGAAAGUCAUUUCAAUCAAAUAACAGUCUAUGAAUUUAAAUCUCCUCGGAUCACUACCAGGUGAAGAAUGGGGGAAAAGGAUCCAUCGAAUUAAAGUUAAUGGAUCAGAUCACUUGCAUUGAUAAACUUUUAUUGAAAUUCGAAAUGCACAAAAAAAAGAGCCUGUAGUCACGUGAGUUUUGGAGUGGAGUGUGUAAUGACUAAGGGCCUAGAUCUACAUGGAGAAUAUAUAUCACCCAGGACUGAUUUUUAAAUUCAAUGGAACACAUGUGAUUAUUUGGAUUUUCAGAUAAACAAUGUUAUAGAGUUUCGCCAUUCUGUGGGAGAUAUUGAUUUGGACCAGAAAAAUUGUUAUUAUAUUUGAAGAGAUAUUGAUCGAAUUGAUUCAAAAGUAAAUUUUGAAAUGCAUUCAUCGUGUUUCAUCGUCCUUGAUCAAUGAUCAAACAGGAGGUUUAAAAAUGUGUUAGAAUUUUUCAAACAGUUUCAAACAGAGAGAUUAGAACUUGGAGAAAUAAUGGCUGACAAGGGCUUACUAUAUGGAUAAAUUGUCAAAAUUGAUUUUACCCUGCAUAUAGAGAUAUUGACAAAGUUUCUGGAUUUUCACUUUGUUUCUCAGUGUUUGUGACAUAGACAUGAUUUUACUACUGAUCAGAAAAAUGUGUUUGUAGGGCUCUUAUAUUGAUAAAAACAUACUUAACGAAAUGCCUCAUUUACAGCUAGAACUUAUUCUUGAACUUCCUGACAAUUUAGAAGAUCUCCAAAAUGCUUUUGAAGAUGCACUGGAGCGAUAUAAUAAUAUCCAUGGAGUAUCAGCUACGGAUAAAAAUAAAUUAUUAUACAGAAAUGAUGGGAACCAAUUUGAGGAAAAUUGGCAAGAACGGGAGAUAGAGAGACACAUGUUGCUUAGAAUGCAAAAGGCAUUGCGGUCAAAGAGUGCAGCCCAGAAGAGACAAGCCUGGGAAGAGCAGCUGGAGGAAAAGAGACAAAAGCUUCACCAAAGAGAUAUAGAUACACAAUCAGCCAUAGGAUUUUCUACGCGUUCUGAAACCUCAUUCUUUGCCCUGACGCAGGUUGAGAGGGCCAACACUUCGAUGUCCUAUAUGCCUCAUCUAAAUACAGCAAAACCUACCGUCCAAGUCCCAAAGCGACCCAAAACAGCAGCAGCAAAUCUUCAAAAGCAACAGACGGACAAAACAGCACUGAAAGUGGAGAAACCUUUUAGAUACAAGAUACGACAAGGUGGAUCAGAUACUCCACUAUCCAGACCUCCUAGUCGUCAGACAUCAGAGCCUAGUCUUUCUCCACGCAUGAUUGAUCCCAGAAACCCGAAUUCUCUAAGGCCUCCUUCAACCAAAUCCAUUCCCAGCAAGUGCACACGGUACAUUCUUGUAAGUAAACAAAAACAGAAACGUGCUAUGCCGCUCCCCACACCUCUAGAGGAGCAGUUACUAGCGGAGAGAUUUCCCAUGAUGGGAGAAAAAAUGUACCGCCAACACUCCGACCUGGUACUGAAGUCCCGCAAACCUACGUACUGUGUGGAGUAUACACCGUUUGUGAAUCAAUGGGCCUAGUUUGUAAUCUCAGAAGUUUCCUUGAAUACUAUUAAUAUUGAUACGUGUGUCAUGUAGUUAAUAACUUUUCAUGGUUCUGGUAAUCUUGGGUGCAGAAAUGAGGUCUCUACAUAAUUAAGGAUAAAAUGUUCAUGCAACGAAUCUCUAGAAUUCUUAAUUCUGUACAUUGCUAUAUUGAUAUUGAGGAUGUGAUUUACGUUGUUUUGAAAACGGUGAAAUGUCCUUGUUUGAAAAGUGGACAAAUCAUAAAAGAAUGUCAAAUUGACUUAUUAUUUAGCAUUAUUAUCACAUCUCUUAAUUCUUUUAAUAAUUUUUCCGUGAUUUUCAUAGUUUUUAAUUCCUUUUUGUGCAAAUUAUUUUACAGUUAUUCCGUCCUACGCAUAACGAACGUGUAUUUGCUUUUCAAAUUGUGACAUUCAAUAUAAGUUUUUAAUUAAUAAAAGUAUUUUUUAUACGAAGUGAUAAAUGGUUUCAGCAUCAAAAUACUUUUUAAUUUCAUUUUAAAACUAAGUUAAUAUCAUUGAAAUGGCUUUCUGUUAUUAACUUUAUCUGUGAUAUUGUAGAGAGAGAGAAGCGCUAAGUAAAAUAGUGUCCAGUGCUUUCAAUUUUUAUAAUUGUACUUUUCACUUUACUGCCAAUGUGAUGUUUGGGGCCUUUGUUCAGUUUAGUUUUUUUUAUUUACAUGUUUAUAGAAAUACCAACUUUGUUUUUAUGUCUUUUAGACAUCUAUUUGAUUUUAAUGUAAAAUACCAGCAAUUCUGGUUGUUUUACAUAAGGAGAAAAUAAAACCACUAAAAUUUACCA
Messenger RNA from Saccostrea cuccullata (small rock oyster), 2614 nucleotides. RefSeq lists its product as uncharacterized. The transcript has 7 exons. Lineage: Eukaryota; Metazoa; Mollusca; Bivalvia; Ostreida; Ostreidae. The coding region runs from base 941 to 1810 and encodes 289 amino acids. The record is from RefSeq and is a predicted model, not a curated record.